CCUCUGUUCUGCUCUCCUAUUGCUCCUUUCCCCCCUCCUCCAGCACACCUUUGUGUUGUUUUCCUUGCCCCUCUUCCUCUCCCCUCCCUCUUCAGCUUCACUAGUUCUCCCUCUGCUCUUGUCCUGUGUGCUCAGACUGUGGCUGGUGAGCGAACUGAGAGUGUACCGCGGGGCGAGAUGCUGCUGAUGCUACAGCUGUUUGGGCUCCAUGUAUCCUUCAGGGCCCGCUGAGGAAGACGAGACUCUGCACAUUGCGCCUCCGAGAAACCUACAACUUGCACUUUUUUUUUCCCCUUCAAGAAUCUGGAACUAACUGAGGUUUUAAAGACUUAGAAGAAGAACGAAAUAACAAUGAGGAACAAGUUGUGUCAACUGGUUGCACAGUUCUUUCUCCUAGAAGUGUUGCUCUCUGUGGUGGACAGCAAAGGAACUUUCUAUGGAGGUCAUGUCAACCCAUUCUAUGGAAACAGAUACAACCUGUACAAGGCUGGACUCAACCCUCACUUUUCACCUAACAAGCCCAUGACCCGUCACAAAAACCACUGUGCCUACGUGGUCCAGAAGAACAUCACAUGCACCAUGCAGGACGGAGUGGCCACCUAUGUGAAGGCUGAUUACACCACCAAGUGCAUCUGGGGUCAGAAGUGUCCCGUUGUCAUGUACAGGACAUUCUUCAAACCAAAAUAUAAGGUGGGAUAUAAAACAGUAACUGAGCUGGAGUGGAGAUGUUGUCCAGGCUAUUCUGGAGAAAACUGCCAUGAUGGACCCACAUCGUUACCUGAUGUCAUGAUGCCGCCUUUCAAAGGUGGAGGUUUGCCCCAUCGUCCAGGAAUGAAGGGCUUCCCCCACGGCCCUAGACCCCCUGUGGACCAGAGGCCUGGAGGGGGCCAGCUGGAGCCUGGCAGACCAUUUCCAAGUGUGCCUGACCACAGGCCAAUACCCACAGGACAGCUUCCUGCUGGGAAUGGGAAGCCAACUUAUGGAAACAGAUUUGGGGUAUCAGGAGUGACAGGUGAACGUUUGGACCGUAUGGAGGAGGACAUGCGUCGCCUCACACAGGGUCUAGACACUCUCAACGGGAUGGUGGCUGGCCUUGAGGAGCGAUUGCGCACAUCUCUGCGAGAAGACACUAACAAAAUCCUGGUGUCUUUGCUGCCCAACCCUCCCCGUGUACCGGACUCUUCAGUGGGAUUCGGCGUGAUCCCAGAUGGGACUCCUGAUGGACUUGAAGGAGGAGAAACCUUGACUGGUUUUGGAGACUUAGUAGGGAAGGUGACAGAAGUGAGGGAUGAGCUGCGAGCCAAAACACACAUCUUAGAGGAGAUUCAGGGGAUGGUCCUAGGUCAUGAUGGCCAGCUUAAGAAGCUGUUGGAAGGAGCCAUAGGCAGGCCCAUUCCUGGCCCCAGUUCAACUACUCAUCUGGACGAGAUCCUGGAUGUGAAACUCGCUGGAGUACGGGCUGAGAUCCUUGAUGGCUUUGAGCGCCGUCUGACCGGCCUGGAGAGCCACUGUGACUCAAAGAUUGGGGAGGUGCAACAGCAAUGCCACAGGGAUCACAUGGAUGGUCAGGCACAGAUGCAGCAGUCUCUGGACGGAAGAGAGACUGGGAUCAGGGAGGAGCUGGGCUCUUUGCAGGCUCAGAUCCAGGGCCUGACUCUCACUGAGAGCUGCUGUGGACAGGUGAACAGUCUGUCCCACCGUGUGCUGCUGCUCGAGGAGUCUGUUAAAGGUUUGACAGAAUCUCAGAGACAACUCCAGACUGCCCUCACUGACCAGAGCAUACACGCGGAGACAUUGAUCGAGACCCGCCUGGUGGACAUAGAGGGUCGCCUCAAUGCCACAGAAGGUGGAAUUGAUGGAACCACAGGGCUUCCUGGUGGUCUUGAUGGCUUUAAGACCAUGCUGGAGGACAAGCUGAAGACCCUGGAGGAGAGAGUGUUUGUGGCCGUUGAGGAGCUAAGUAAUGCCACUUCUCCGGCACUCCUAGAGGGUCAGGUGGUCCCAGCAUCGGAGACAGAAAUCGAGUCUGUGAGGAGGAGAGUGGAGGGAGACCUGGAUGGCAUUCAGAAACAGUUAAAAGAUCUGGAGCUCCUUUGCACCUCUUCCUGCUCACCAUCUACCCCACCAGCAGGGGGUGUCAGCAUCACUGAAGUAGAGGAGGAUUGCGAUGACAUGGAGAAGAAGGUGACCGACCGCCUGGACACCCAUUCUAACCAGCUGGACCACCUAAACAACACCCUGCAGAACCUGCUGUUCCGUAUCGCCCAGGAGGAGUCAGAGGGCAUCGUUCAGGGCGAGAUCACCUUGCUGAAGGUCAACAUCAACUCGGUGAACCGUACUCUGAAGGGCCUGAAGGACUCUAUUGGCUUCAUUGCAAGUGAGGUGGGCCAUGCUAACAGCACCUGGGAGCAGAGAGAGAACCAACUACUCAACCAGGUACAAGGAAUCACCAGACUGGUGGGGCACCAAGCCUCCCUCCUGGGGGCUGGGGAGAGGCGGCUGGCCCAGCUGAAGGUAGAACUAGCGGCUUUGAAGAGACGUCUGUCUGGGGAGAUCCAGGGCUGCCGGAGCACAGCGAUAGAAGUACACAAGGAGGUAAAGGACGUUGAUAGCAGGGUGAGCCGGGUAGAAGGUCAAUGCAGCACCCUGGGGGAGCUGGCAGAGCACCUGGAGAGGAUCAGGGCAGAGCUUGAGAGGCACUCAGACACUUACCUGGCCCAGGUGAAUGGAACCCUUGCCAGCCAUUCAGAACAGCUAGCUGAGCUGAAAGAUGAGGUCAAAGACUGCACAGGCAAGGAAGAAGCCAACCAAAAAUAAGACCAGUAGCAUUUGAGCUACAGAAUUUAAAAAAAAAAAAAAAAGACUUAUGUGUGCUUCCCUUUAGGCUCAAGUGACUUCCUCUGCCUCUUUUCUCUUUUUCAAAUACGAUCUGCACAGAUAUAAAAUAACUGGAAAGAUGAAGUCAUCUCAUAAGCUCCCCACCCCAGUGCCUUCAGAUGUCCUGGGUAUUUAGUUUAGUGAAGUGAGGAAGUCACAGAAUACAAAGACACACUUAUGGUUGUAUAGCUGGGCAAUAUUUUCCCUUGAGAUUUUAUUCUAUAGGGCAUUUGUUUUAUCUCUCUGAUCAUGAUUGUUUUGUGUUAUCAUUUUACCUUUUUUAACUUAUAUGAAGUGACUGCAUUGUUACAAUGUUAAGCUGUUUGUAUUAGAGAAAUGAUAAUAAAACAAAGUGGAUGAUAUGGGACUAAUACGCUGCUACGGGUUUCUACUGACCAAGCACACUUGUCAUCCCCUGUGUGGACACUUGUCUGGUCUUUUUGAAAAAAAAAAAAUACUGUAUGUCAUCUUGGUGCUAUUUACAUUUUUGUAAACUUGUUUUACACAUGUUUAAAAUUGAUAUGUAUUUCUGCUUCAACAGUUGUCUUUGUUUCCUGCUGCAUUGCUCCAAGUUGCAGAGAAGUUCCAAAAGUCACCACUGGGGGACAGUGAGAACAUGACAAGGCAGGGUAGAUGGGAGGAAAUAAAUCACUGGAGGGUGGCAGCGGUACUUAAACACAAUUUUCAAAAUGCAGGCCUUUUUUUCUUCUUUUUUCUCAAAAAUAAUGUAGGUUCUUACAGUAUAUUCAGAAAAAGCCAAAUGGCAAUUCAAAACAACUUUUGAACAACACUAUUCAACACUAUUUAUCACUGUAAAGAUUAUUUUAUGCCGGAGCUCAGCUGUGGAGUUACAGUAGGGUUUAUUAUGGCAUUAUUUCUUUCUGGGUGGGUUCCAAUCCCACGUGUUUUUGUGUUCUAUUUAAUGCACAAUAAUCACCCAAUUUGGCAACAAAUACAA
This is a messenger RNA of Acanthopagrus latus (yellowfin seabream), 3835 nucleotides long. It is a transcript of the gene emilin3b, whose product is annotated as EMILIN-3. Gene Ontology annotation, cellular component: extracellular matrix. Lineage: Eukaryota; Metazoa; Chordata; Actinopteri; Spariformes; Sparidae. Gene Ontology annotation, molecular function: protein binding. The record is from RefSeq and is a predicted model, not a curated record. The transcript is spliced from 6 exons. The coding region runs from base 352 to 2817 and encodes 821 amino acids.